Molecule: messenger RNA, 1797 nt
Organism: Betta splendens (Siamese fighting fish)
Lineage: Eukaryota; Metazoa; Chordata; Actinopteri; Anabantiformes; Osphronemidae
Gene: psmd12
Product: proteasome 26S subunit, non-ATPase 12
Exons: 11
Coding region: 84-1454 (456 amino acids)
Cellular component (GO): nuclear proteasome complex; proteasome regulatory particle, lid subcomplex; cytoplasm
Source: RefSeq, a predicted model, not a curated record
UUUCGUUCAUUUGACAAGCAAAAUACUGAGUGAGCGAAGAAAGAGUCCGUACACGACCGUCGCUUAGCUUUCUCACCGCAAACAUGUCCGAGGAGCGAUCCGAACGAUCUGAUGGCAGAAUUGUGAAGAUGGAGAUCGACUACAGUUCGACUGUAGACCAACGACUCCCGGAAUGUGAAAAAAUGGCUAAAGAGGGCAAACUGCAAGAAGCCAUUGAGAGCUUGUUGUCGUUGGAGAAGCAAACCAGAACUGCUUCAGACAUGGUGUCCACCUCUAGAAUCCUAGUAGCUGUGGUCCAGAUGUGCUAUGAAGCCAAAGACUGGGAUGCUCUGAACGAAAACAUUAUGUUGCUGACAAAACGAAGAAGUCAGCUCAAACAGGCUGUUGCCAAAAUGGUGCAAGAAUGUUACAAGUAUGUGGACUCUGUCACUGAUCUGCCCAUCAAGCUGAGACUCAUUGAUACACUUCGCACUGUCACUGCUGGCAAGAUCUAUGUAGAGAUUGAGCGUGCCAGACUGACAAAGACCUUGGCCAACAUUAAAGAGCAAAGUGGAGAGGUCAAAGAGGCUGCUUCCAUCCUCCAGGAGCUGCAGGUAGAAACAUAUGGCUCCAUGGAAAAAAAGGAGAAGGUGGAGUUUAUUUUGGAACAGAUGAGGCUUUGCAUUGCUGUGAAAGAUUACAUUCGCACCCAGAUCAUCAGCAAGAAGAUCAACACCAAAUUCUUCCAGGAAGAAGGCACAGAGGAGUUAAAGCUCAAGUAUUACGACCUGAUGAUUCAGGUUGACCUGCACGAGGGCUCUUACCUGUCUAUCUGCAAACACUACAGGGCCAUCUAUGACACCCCCUGCAUUUUGGAGGACAGCAGCAAGUGGCAACAGGCUCUGAAGAGUGUGGUGCUAUAUGUGAUUCUUUCCCCUUACGAUAACGAGCAGUCAGAUCUUGUGCACAGAAUUAGUUCAGACAAGAAGCUGGAAGAAAUUCCCAAAUACAAGGAUCUGUUGAAGCAGUUCACCACUAUGGAGUUGAUGCGCUGGGCAUCUGUGGUGGAGGAUUAUGGCAAGGAGCUCAGAGAGGGCUCACCUGACAGCCCCGCCACAGAUGUGUUCUCUUAUUCAGAGGAGGCAGAGAAAAGGUGGAAUGACUUGAAGAACAGAGUAGUGGAGCAUAACAUCAGAAUAAUGGCCAAAUAUUACACCAGAAUCACAAUGAAGAGAAUGGCUGGACUUCUUGACCUCUCCAUUGACGAAUCUGAGGAGUUCCUAUCCAGUCUAGUUGUGAACAAGACCAUCUAUGCCAAGGUGGACAGGCUGGCCGGUAUCAUCAACUUCCAGAGGCCUAAAGAUCCCAAUGACCUGCUCAACGACUGGUCACACAAACUCAACUCUCUCAUGUCUCUUGUCAACAAAACCACACACCUGAUUGCCAAGGAGGAGAUGAUCCACAACCUGCAGUGAAAGAAGAAUGCAUCAUUUUAUGUUUUGGUCAAUAUUUGUUGUUUUUCCUUUUGUGGGAAUGUUUUUGAAAAUACAGUAAAGACACAGUGGACUGUGAGUGUGGAAGUGCAUAGCCAUACACAGAUUCCUUUAUUUGGUUUUCACUGUCCAGUUAAACCUUUCAAUAAACACACAAACAUUUCCUCCUUGAACCAAUGUGUUGACAACUAGAUCUUGAAAUAUAUUUCCCAUCUGCAGACUAUAAACAUUACUUUUGCUUUUAUAGCUGUAUGAGAACAUGGCUGAGAGCACUCGGAAAUGUAUACUGAGCAAUGUAAACAAUAAACUCCUUACAUUUGGUUAA